AUCGUGUGCUAUUGACGUUAGAUUAGAGGUUAGAGUUGGUUGGAAUUGGUUAAGUCUGUUUUAAACUGAUAAUCUUGCAGAUUUUGGAAUUAUUUAUAGUUUAUUCAUUUAAAAAGAAGCAGUAUCAUACAAUGAAGAGAGUUAUUGUUUUUGUUAAUGGAACUGAUGUUAAUGGCAAGGUAUUUAUAGUGACUCAUUCGUUGGACGAAUUAUUGACGGCAGCUAGUACAAAAUUUGGAAUAACUGCCAAGAGAAUUUUUACGUCACAAGGUGGUGAAAUUGAUGAUAUUAAGCUCGUUAGAGACGACGAUAUUUUGUAUGUUUCAAAAGGAGAAAACUUUAUACAUACAAAUAAGAUUUCUCAUAAUCAACCAAGCAGGAAUUCAGAAUGGAUUACAUUAAAUGUUGGAGGAAAAUAUUUUACUACAACUGGAGAUACUUUAACAAAGAAAGAACCUACGAGUAUGUUGGCAAGAAUGUUUACAGAAACUGAAAAUAUUGAGCAUGCGAUACAGCCAAGUAGACGAGAUCAUCGCGGAGCAUAUUUGAUUGACAGAAGUCCUACUUAUUUCGAACCAUUGUUAAAUUACUUGAGGCAUGGUCAAAUGAUACUUGAUUCCAAUGUUAAUGUAGCUGGAGUUUUGGCAGAAGCUUGUUUUUAUGGUAUUGAAGGCGCUAUUCGAAUCCUUACUACAAUGUUGGAAAAAGAAGAAUUGCACAAGGAGGGUCUUGUAUCUUUAACUCGCAAAGAUGUACUUAAGGCAAUUAUGUCUACGUCAACUAACGCAGAACUUAGGUUCCAGGGAGUUGAUUUUGUAAGAGCCGAUCUUUCGAAACUAGAUCUUAGGAAUAUUAAUUUCAAGUACGCCAUUAUGCAUCACUGUAGUCUGGCAGGUGCUAAUCUGUCGGGAUGCUGUUUCGAACGCGCUGAUUUAUCCCAUGCCAAUUUGCAAGGCGCACAACUUGUAUGUGUUAAAAUGUUAUGUGCAAAUCUAGCUGCAGCCAACCUGCAUUCGUGUAAUUUUGAAGAUCCUGGUGGUCUGCCGGCAAACAUGGAAGGUGUAAAUUUGAAAGGUGCUAAUCUUGAAGGCAGUAACAUGGCAGCCGUCAACCUCCGAGUGGCCACAUUAAAGAAUGCUAUUCUUAGGAAUUGCAUUUUGAGAUCAGCUGUUUUAGCUGGAGCUGAUUUAGAGUGCUGUGAUUUAUCUGGCUCCGAUCUGCAAGAUGCAAAUUUGCGCGGCGCAAAUUUGAAGGAUGCUACCUUUGAACUAAUGUUAACACCAUUGCAUAUGUCUCAAACAAUCCGAUAACAAUGAAUGUCACGCUGCACAUAUUACUGCAGCUUAAUUUCUGUAAUAAACGUUUCUACAGUUUUAUAUAAUUUAUAAUAAUUUGAAUGUAAAUAAUUGAAUGUUGAGCUACAUACUACUAUUUUUGUGUUUUAUUAAAUACAAGAAGUAUUACAUUCUCAAAUGUUUGAACAGUGAUAUUAUUAAAAUACAAACAUAGCAUUUAUUUAAAUAUAUGUGUGUACAUGCAAGCGUGCGUGUGUGUGCGCGCUUGCGCGCGUGUAUGAGAUAAGUUUUUCGUUAUUAUUUUACUUUUAAUAUUAUAUAUUACAGAAAUUGCAGAAAUUGAUGUACAAAUCUGAUCUAAAGAAUAGUAAUAUUUUCAACUUGUGUUAAUUUUAUACAUUUAUUCGUUUAUGUUAAUUCU
This is a messenger RNA of Temnothorax curvispinosus, 1716 nucleotides long. RefSeq names its product BTB/POZ domain-containing protein KCTD9. The record is from RefSeq and is a predicted model, not a curated record. The coding region runs from base 132 to 1310 and encodes 392 amino acids. Gene Ontology annotation, biological process: protein homooligomerization; intracellular signal transduction. Lineage: Eukaryota; Metazoa; Arthropoda; Insecta; Hymenoptera; Formicidae. The transcript is spliced from 7 exons. Gene Ontology annotation, molecular function: protein binding.